AUGGCUCUGUGGACUCCUUACGCGCAAGAAGCUGCCCUGGACUUGAGCACGCACGCGGUCAAAGCGGAGAGAGCAUCUCCGCUUCCAGCCAGCAGUGCUCCUCAGUCCCCAAAUCUAUCAGGAUUGUAUCCAACAUACGCGGACUCCCAGUACUACGCCACGUACCCAUACCAGCCCGUGACAUAUGCAGUACCUUCAUCGAUGUCUCCUGAAUCCAUCGGGAGCUGGUCACACGGCAAACAAACCGCGCCAUCUCCGCCUGACUCACCGGAAUUCUACGACUCAGAAUCACUGUCUGACGACGUGGAGUACCAGGCGUUUGAGCGAGACGCCCUGCGAGCGAUGGCAGAGAAGAACGGAGGAACAUUGUUGGGGAACAACCCGAGGAUGCGGCGCGCUGUGCAGACCAGCCAGGCUGCUGAUGACUCGUACAGGAAGCAAAGAGAGAGGAACAACUACGCUGCUAAGCAGAGCAGGGAUCGCAGGAAGCUGAGGGAAGUUCGCCUGGCCUUCCAAGUGACGUAUCUGAAGAAGAAGAUGGCGGAUUUGCGAGCGAGACUGAGCGCCGGCGUCUGUGGACGAUGCCGACAGGUCUGCGAGUGUUGA
Molecule: messenger RNA, 606 nt
Organism: Helicoverpa armigera (cotton bollworm)
Lineage: Eukaryota; Metazoa; Arthropoda; Insecta; Lepidoptera; Noctuidae
Product: hepatic leukemia factor
Exons: 1
Coding region: 1-606 (201 amino acids)
Biological process (GO): regulation of DNA-templated transcription
Molecular function (GO): DNA-binding transcription factor activity
Source: RefSeq, a predicted model, not a curated record